AUGUUGAAAUCGGUUGCAACCCCUUAUUAUCCUAUUCAGGAUAAUGAAAAACCAAAGCUUUUAUAUACAUCUGCUAAUUUCUUGGGUAUACCCACCAACAGGGGACAACCAAAAAUUGGUACAUAUCAAGGACCAGAACUUAUCCGAAAAUCUAAUUUUUUCCAGCUUGUAGCUGAAGAUGGAAUACAGUUAAUUGACUGUGGAGAUGUUACACCUGUAGAACUAAGUGAAACAGAGGAUCCACAACGUUUUGGAAUGAAAUGGUCACGGAGUUUCUCAUUGACCACUUUAAAAAUAGCCGAACGUGUGGAGGGAUUAAUGAAACAGUCAACUAAACAUAAUACUGAAUCAAAUGAAUCAAAAUCAAGUCCUUUAGUAAUUGUUGGUGGUGAUCAUAGUAUGGCGACUGGAACCAUACUUGGACAUGCUAAAGCUAAACCAGAUCUGUGUGUGUUAUGGAUUGAUGCUCAUGGUGACAUAAAUACACCACUGAAUUCAGCUUCUGGAAAUAUACAUGGAAUGCCUUUAAGUUUUCUAGUAAAAGAAUUACAAGACCAAAUACCGUGGUUGGACGACUUUGAGGGCAUAAAACCUUGUCUCAAUGCCAGUAAUAUUGCCUAUAUUGGUUUGCGGGAUUUAGAUGCUUAUGAAACACAUGAUAUUAGAAAACAUGGCAUUGCUUAUUUUACAAUGCUGGAUGUUGACCGAAUGGGAAUAGAAGCUGUUAUUAAGGAAGCAUUGCAAGCAGUAAAUCCAAGAUUGGAGAAAGCUAUUCACUUGAGUUUUGAUAUAGAUGCACUGGAUCCUUUAGUAGCUCCGAGUACUGGCACUGCUGUUCCAGGUGGUUUAACAUUACGUGAAGGUUUAAGAAUAUGUGAAGAAGUUUCAGCGACAGGAAAACUUUCUAUAGUUGAAUUGGCUGAAUUAAAUCCUUUGUUAGGAUCUAAGGAAGAUGUUGUAAAAACUCAAUCAUCCGCUGUUCAGAUUUUGAGAGCAUGUUUAGGCCAUUGUCGUUCAGGUCAUUUACCAUUCAAUGUUCGUAAUUUAACUGAUCAAGUUAAGCUAAUUGACAUAAACACUCAUGACGUGUAUAAAAAAUAUGAACGAUCAUUCAGUGGACAUGAGAAUUUAAUUUUCAACAAUGAUUAUGCUAACUUUAGUAUUGAAAAACAAAAAAAUGUAAAUGUAAAUUCAAAACGACAUUUAGGUUCAAUUGAUACAAAGCUAUUUGAUAUACAAGGUUUUAUACUGAAAAAGGAAUUCAAUAUGAAUAAUUUAAUCUUAUUUCCAUUUGAAACAGAUAAUCCAUAUGAGGAUGAUAGAAUAUUAGCACAAAUGAGUUAUGUUCCUGUACAAGUGUUAGAAGCACGUAAAAAUGGACGGAUUCUUAUGAAACGUAUUUAUUAUCCAAGUAAAUCCUCUAAUUCAUUUCCCGAUCUGUCACAUUGUCCUGUGUAUGAAUGUAGUGUAAGUCAUACGAUUCAGCAAGCUGACUUAGUUGUUUUUGAAAAUGAUGCAGAACUUAGUAGAUUAAAGAAACAAAAGAAUCAAUCUUGGCUGCUUUAUCAUCUUGAAUCUCCACGACAUUUUUCAUUCCCUAUGUUCAAAAACUUGAUUAAUUUUACCGCUACAUAUACGGUGGAUUCAACUAUAGUUACACCAUAUUAUAAAUAUGUACCAUUUUCAGAUAUGGUACCAAAAGAUUUAAAUCAUUCAAUUGAAUUUGAUAAAGAUUUUUCUAAUGGUAAAACUAAAAUGAUUGCAUGGUUUGUAAGUAAUUGUAAUGGUGGUGGUCCACGAAUGAAUUAUGCUAAGGAAUUAAUGAAAUAUAUCAAGGUUGAUAUCUAUGGUGCAUGUGGAGAUCUAAUUUGUGAUAAAUAUAAUAGCAAGUGUUUUGAAUCAUUGAAAAAUGAUUAUAAAUUCUAUCUCAGUUUUGAGAAUAGUAUCUGUCAAGAUUAUAUUACUGAAAAGUUCUUUCUAAAUGCUCUUAAAAAUACUGUUGUUCCAAUCGUAAUGGGUGCAUCAAAAUCAGAAUAUGUAAGGUCAGCUCCAUCAAAUUCUUUUAUUCAUGUAGAUGAUUUUAAUUCUGUCAAACAAUUAGCGGAUUAUUUGUACUAUCUAGACAACAAUAAAACUGCUUAUAAUGAAUACUUUAAUUGGCAUAACCAUGGAACAGUUGAUUUUAAUACAUUCACUGAUUGUCGACUAUGUAUGCUGGCGCAUGAAAUUGAUAACUUGGAACGACCUUAUUGGUAUAAAGAUGUAAAUCAAUGGAGAGAGAAUAGUUGUGAAAAUCGUAAAUUUCCGAUUAUUUGAUAACCUAGUAGAAAAAAAAACAGAUGAAGGUGUCAGUCGUGGAAUAAGUAGGAAUGGUACUAGACACAAUACAUUUCGUUAUUCUCGAUUCAGCCCUACUUUUCUGUUCAAUAUCAUAGCUAGCAAUGCUUUUGUCCAUAUUCGAAUAUUUGUACACAUAAUGUUCGCAAACACUUUGUUAAAAGUUUGGGUUCCUUUCCACACUGGUCAAAUUUAUUGAGUUCCAAUAAUAUUCAGUUAUUUGACGAUGACAAUGAUAAAGCUGUAUAGAAUGGUAAUGAAAUCUCUGCACAUCACAUAAUCCAGCCCAACGGAUGCAUCAUUCUUAAUCAGAUUCACUUAAACUGUCACAAGUUUUCUAAACAAAAAUGCAUAAUGGCUAGCAGUGGAAUCGAGGAUGCGCGUUUCGUCCUAUUUGGAACUUAUCAGUUGGAUGAACCUUCAUCUCAGAAUUGAUGUUCACUCCGGCUUUUGAGAACAAUGAUUCAAAUCAAUUAACUUAGUAUUUCACUGGAAUCGACCACUUGUUGCACAGUGUUGUACUGAACUGUUCAAAUGUUCAGAGUUUAUUAGCCGAAUGUUUUAGAAGUGUUUAGUUUAUAUCUAACCCUUUAUGAUGAAUUAUUUACUUAUAUGGAUAAUUCAUAAAUGUCUAAUAGUUUACGUUGACUUCAUUAUUGAUGGAAUGGUUUACUCGUAGCUUUACUGAAAUGAAAGGAAUUUAACAGAAAUAUGAUUAAAAAAAACAGAGAUUUAAGACGAACUAUAUAAAUUCAUUUCAAUUCGUCAGAUUACUGUAACCUCCUUACAACUUAUUAUAAUUUACUAAAAUUAAAAUUGUACAUACUUAGAAAUGAAUAUGUACUAUCAUAAAUAUGAAAAUAUUUAGACAAAGUUAAUAAGAUCGAAAAAAAAGAAACCCUAAGUAAGUAUUAUGUACAAGAGAAGAUUGUAUGACAUGAAAAGUGGUCAUAAAACACUAGAUACUUAAAAGCUGACUGAUUAUAUAAUAAAAUAGUUAAAUAUGGAUUAUUGAUUAAUAGAAAUAACAAGAAUCUGUGAGCUAUAUUAUAAAAAUAAGAAUGUGAAAUGAAUUAAAGGUGAUACAAUUGAAAUAAAAGAAGAUCUCAAAAGAUAAAAGUAAUUUUACUAUGGUAAAGGAAAACUUUUUCAAUAUAUCUUUAUGUAGACAUCAAUCAAAUUUUAAAAGAGAUACAGUUCGACUGUUUGUGUAUAAAGAAAUAUACUUGUUAAUUAAAUUAAUACAUUAAUAUUAGAUGGUGGUUGGGGGUAGUCGACAGGAAACCCUGGACCCGGGUUUCGUGCUACUUGCCACUCGUCAGCAAGGUGUACAUGU
Molecule: messenger RNA, 3673 nt
Organism: Schistosoma curassoni
Lineage: Eukaryota; Metazoa; Platyhelminthes; Trematoda; Strigeidida; Schistosomatidae
Source: the annotation of a GenBank genome assembly